GUGCAGAUCGGUCGAGCUCCUGGACAGCCGGGCAGCAUCGAUUGACGUCAUCGAGAGGCGGCCAAGAUGGUUGUCAAUGUUGAUAAGUGGUUUGGUUAUACGGUGGAGCACCAGUGGUAAACAUGUGCGGAUCGAGGUGUUAAACGCCUGUUCUUUCGCUCUUGGUGUUAUGCCCGUCAAGUGAGGGCCCAUGUUGAUGAGAAUCCGAGCGUCGGGCUGGUCAUCGCGCGAGGAAUGGCAGCCUAUAGGAAAGUGUUGGAGGUACAACGUAUCUUGGACAUCACGCAAAUCAGGAUUGAAGUUUCUGUCGAUAUUCUCGACAGUAUGCGGACCCAGUGCGCCUCUACCUCGGAGAUCACUCACGAGGAGAUAAAAGACCUGGAGACAAAAUUAAUAAAAUUAUACUCCACACAACUUGUGACAAAGGCUACAUUGACUGACCCAAUACCAGCAGAGAUAAAUCAAUAUCCAUCAUUGCAACUAUGGUUGCGGACAGUUGGUCUCACCCAGGAAUCAAUUCAGAUGGUUUGUUCCCACGUUAAUACUCUUGAGGCCUUGAAAGAGAAGUCUGAACAUGAAUUAAGCUGCAUGUUAAAUGAAAAAAGUAUACAUUAUCAAGAGGAACAUCGUAGGCUCUGCAAAGCAUUGCAUUGUUUACGACAAUGCAUCGAUAUUAUGAUGAAAGAAGGUAUGGAAAAUGUAUGUGAUGAUUUGGAUUUAUACUGGGAUUCUUGGAAUAGUUAUCAUUUACGCAAUGAAGUCUUCCCUAAACCAAUUCAGUUUCGUACUGCACGGCGUUCCAUUCCAUCAGAAAAUAGCAUUCCAUAUCAUAAUAAUAACAAUAACAACAACAAUUUGAACAAUGAUAUGUUACCGUCAGCUUCUAUAGCCUCUUUAAUAUUAUCUAGUCCUUCUUAUAUCCCUUCAUUACCAAAGCAAGGAUAUGAAUUUAAAUUUCCAUCAACUCCUCCUCCACGUAGAAAAUAUUUCAUGGGUGUGCAAAAUAACAUAUUACAACCUGAGGAAAUAGGAGAAGUAUUUCCGUUAGCCAAGUCAAAGUCUCACGAAUCACACUUAGCAAGUCGUCCUGAUAAUAUUCAACUUAAUAAUGAUGAUAUAUCAUCUAGUUUUAAAAGUAAUUCUUCUAAGAAAGAAAGUGAUUCUUCUGUAAGAAAUCCAACAGAACCAAGUUCGUUUGGUACAAUAGACUCUGGAAGAGAAGAAAGUUUCCUGCCAUGUUAUAAUAGUCCUAUUAAAUCACAUAAUAAAUCACCUGUUAAGUCACCUGUUAAAUCACCUAUUAAAUCGCCUAUUAUUAAAUCACCUGUUAAACCAUCUAAUAAAUUACCUGUUAAAUCACCACCAUUAUCAAUCUGUACCACAAAUGCAAAAACUGAUGAUAGCAGUCUUAAAGAAACAGUAAAUCUUGAAGUGCCAACAUCUCCAUGUACUACUCCUACUGUGCUUCGCGGCAUAGGUCAUACAAUCACUCAUCGUUUUACCAAAUCUUUUAAUGUGAUGACGAUAUGUGACUAUUGUGAAAAAUCGAUGUUUAUGAACAUUUUAAAAUGCAAGGAUUGUAAAUACAGAUGCCACCGAGAAUGUGCAUCCAAAGCACCAGCCUCUUGUGGCCUACCUGAGGAACUCUUUAUGGAAUUUACACGAAGUGUACAUGGUAAUAAUGUGAAUGUUUCUCCAGUGUUAAGUAGGCCUGGCGUGACAUUUCCAAAUAGUCAUAAUGUAAAUGUCAUAGGUUCUUUAAAUCAUAGAGACAGGAGGCGAUCGUAUACACAAUCUUCUAUGAAUAUAGCUUUUCACGGCGAUUCCAGUCCAAAUAUCUUCACUUAUAACAGAUCUACGCCUUCUAGUCCAGCAUUAUUGUCAGCAACUAUUAGUCACAGUAUGCAUUGCUUUCUAAAACAACAAUUUUGUUUUCCAGAUAUACCGAACAAAAAAAGGAGACAUCUGAGAAAUUGGAAGAGGCAACACAAAGAUCCGAAGUUGAUAGCGAAUGUUUUGAAUGAUAAGAGUGAAAAAGAUGAUAUAUUUGAUACGUGCCAGGAUAGGAUAGUAAACAUUUCAAGAUCUGACAAUUCACAUUCACAUACGAUGCCACUGAGUAUUGAUUCUCUGGACUCUCUAUUUUCUGAUAAUGGAGGAGAUGAAACUGGAUAUGACUGGCCUCGACAGAAUAGUAUAUUGAUGCGAGAUUGGGACAUUUCAUAUAAUAAAUUAGUUUUUGGAGAGUUAAUUGGAGAAGGAAGAUUUGCUACGGUAUAUAAAGGUGUUUAUCAUGGAGAAGUUGCAAUUAAAGUUUUAAAUAUGAAUUAUUGUUCGAAUAAUGAGAAAAUAUUACAAGAAUUUAGAUUAAAGACAGCCAUGUUCCAAAAAACUCGACAUGAUAAUGUGACAUUAUUUUUGGGAGCUUGUACAAAUCCUCCACAAUUAGUGGUGGUGAGUCGUUUGACUAGAGGUCAAACACUGUAUACACUUCUUCAUUUACGAAAAGACAGGUUCAGUUUGGCUCAACUGAUGCGUAUAACUGAACAAAUUUGUCAUGGUAUGGGAUACCUUCAUGCUCGUGGAAUAAUACACAAAGAUCUUAGAAGUAAGAACAUAUUUUAUGAAUGUGGACAAAUCGUAAUAUCAGACUUCGGUUUGUUUGAUGUUACUAAAUUAUGCUAUGGAUAUAGGAGAAAUAAUGAAUUAAAUGUUCCACCCAAUUGGUUAUGUUACUUGGCACCUGAGAUUGUCCGACAACUAAGACCAAUAAGUCGAGGUCUGGAUAGGUUACCAUUUUCAAUGCAUUCUGAUACUUACGCAUUUGGGACUAUCUGGUAUGAGUUGUUAUGUGGUGAAUUGCCCUUUAGAGGGCAACCUACUGAAGCUAUUAUUUGGCAAGUCGGAAAAGGAAUGAAACAAUCUCUAGCAAAUUUGCAAACUUCCCGUGAAGUAAAGGACAUUCUAAUAUUAUGCUGGUCAUACCAUGCAAGAAUACGUCCGAAUUUUACAGAGAUAAGAAAUCUACUCCAAAAGCUGCCUUGCAAAAAAUUAGAACGUAGUUCCUCUAAUCCUAUGAAUUUUUCUCGUUCUGCAGAAUCUAUGUUCUGAAUAUAUUUAAGUUUAUUUAUA
Molecule: messenger RNA, 3132 nt
Organism: Pogonomyrmex barbatus (red harvester ant)
Lineage: Eukaryota; Metazoa; Arthropoda; Insecta; Hymenoptera; Formicidae
Gene: ksr
Product: kinase suppressor of ras
Biological process (GO): protein phosphorylation
Molecular function (GO): ATP binding; protein serine/threonine kinase activity
Source: RefSeq, a predicted model, not a curated record